Molecule: messenger RNA, 3951 nt
Organism: Chroicocephalus ridibundus (black-headed gull)
Lineage: Eukaryota; Metazoa; Chordata; Aves; Charadriiformes; Laridae
Gene: BARD1
Product: BRCA1 associated RING domain 1
Exons: 11
Coding region: 31-2406 (791 amino acids)
Biological process (GO): protein K6-linked ubiquitination
Cellular component (GO): BRCA1-BARD1 complex; BRCA1-A complex
Molecular function (GO): protein binding; ubiquitin-protein transferase activity
Source: RefSeq, a predicted model, not a curated record
GGGGAUUCGGAUCGGUGGCGGCGGGCAGCCAUGCGGGAGGCGCUGCGCGGCCGCUCGGGCAACCGGCCGGCUCCGGGCGGUGAGCCCCCCGCCGCCGCCCCCUCCUCUAUGGCGCCGCCCGGCCCCCCCUGGGCCCGCACCCGCGCCGCGCUGGCGCGGCUGGAGAGAGCGCUGAGCUGCUCCCGCUGCGCCGGCGUCCUGCGGCAGCCCGUGUCCCUGGGACAGUGCGAGCACGUCUUCUGCCUGUCUUGCGUGGGUGACUGUGUUGGCACAGAGUGCCCAGUGUGCCACAUGCCAGCCUGGGUGCAAGAUGCGCAGAUAAACCGGCAGCUAGAUAACAUGAUUCAGCUUUGCGGCAAACUGCGGCAUCUACUGGGUGUGGACACCUCAGAUUCAAUGGAAGAUAUGUCCACACCAAUGGAAUCAGACUUUGGAAAAAAGAAUAAGAAGGAACAGAUAAAAAUGUGGUUCAGCCCAAGAAGUAGAAAGAUUCGAUGCAUCCUGAACAAGAAUCAGCCUGAGACUAAAAGCCAUGACCUUUGUCAAGACACAUCUUCAAUUUAUGAUUUCAUUCCUUCCCCUCCUUGUGAAAAGCCCUCCAAGCAGACAGAAAAGCCACCACAGAGACAGAGUAAGAAGAUGAAGAAGAAACAUCUAGCAGACAUUAACAAAGUGUGGAGCUUAGAGAAGCCUGAGCAGAAAGGAGGAGUUGAGGAGAAGACUCCUAAGGAAAAGCGUGUGACCAUCUGCAGUCAACUGGUAGUUCUGUGCACUCCAGAACCAAAUAGCCCUGAAGAGACACCUGAGGAGUCUACAAAGGAAACGGUCUCCAGCAAAAAUACAGAAAAUGUGGAAAUAGCACCACGGGUAAAAUCCUCAGAGAAGAAAAGUAACAGUGAGGUUGCAUGUCCUGUGCAAGUUAGCAAGGAAAAAAAUAGUGCUACAGAGACAUCGCUGUCAGUAGAAAAUGAAACUACACCUUUAAAACGUGGAAGGGAGCAAUCCAGACUUCCAGUUACUUCUCAGUCUAAAAGACCAAGAACUGAGAGGAGCACUGAUGGGAAGUCAGGCAGGCAAGCAGAUCGCUCUGAGGAGUUACCUCAGGGUUGCCCUAUCUCCCCAGCAACUGGACAGAAGACACCAGUUCAUGUUUCUUCCUCUGUAUCAAAACUCACUGGCACCGUAAUGAAGACAAGAAGCUCUGCAGUCUUUCAAGCGAUAGAUAGUUCUUCACUUUCAAAACCUCCCUCUACCCCAUCUUCUUCUAAGUCCUGUAAUCGAGUAGGAAUACCACACAGUCCUUCUGUGUUGAAGUCCCCUGGUGGUAACACAAUUGCCAGAAGAAAUUACAAAGGAGAGACUUUGCUGCAUGUUGCUUCCAUCAAGGGUGACUUAGCAGCUGUUGAAGAGCUGCUGAAAAAUGGGGCAGAUCCGAACGUCAAAGAUAAUGCUGGCUGGACGCCACUGCAUGAGGCAUGUAAUCAUGGGCACAAAGAAGUGGUGGAGCUGUUGCUGCAAUACAAGGCGUUAGUGAAUACUACGGGGUACCAGAACGACUCACCGCUUCAUGAUGCUGCCAGGAAUGGGCACGUGAGCAUUGCUGAGCUGCUGCUUUUGCACGGUGCCUCCCGUGAUGCAGUUAAUAUAUUCGGUCUGCGGCCUGUGGACUAUGCAGAAAGCGAAAAGAUGAAGUCUGUGCUAAUGUUACCAGUGAAGAAUGAAUCAUUUUCACUUAACCAGCCCCGUGAGGCACUAAGCCCUAGCCAGCAAACAGACGGACCCCUUGUUCUGCUGGGGAGCAAUCUUAGUUCCAAGCAACAGAAGUCGCUGAUCAAACUAGCAACAGUUCUGAAGGCUCAAAGGUGUACGGAAUUUAACAGCAGAGUAACUCAUCUUGUUAUCCCUGAUGCUCCAAUGCCAAGUACUGUCAAAUGUAUGAUGGCUGUUCUGACUGGAUGUUGGGUCCUCAAGUUUGAAUGGGUGCGAGCCUGUCUACAAACCGCAGCACGAGAACAAGAAGAGAAGUAUGAAAUCCAAGGUGGCCCACAAAGAGGGCGGCUCAACAGAGAACAGCUGCUGCCAAAGUUGUUUGAUGGAUGCUACUUCUAUUUUAUGGGAUCUUUCAACUGUCACCAGAAGAGUGAUCUUGUGGAACUGGUCAAAGCAGCAGGAGGACAAAUUCUGGUUAGGCAGCCAAAACCAGACAGUGAUGUGACGCAGACGAUCAACACGGUGGCUUACCAUGCAGAAUCUGCUUCUGACCAGAGAUUUUGCACUCAGUAUGUAAUCUAUGAUGCGUCUUCUAAAUUCAAGCCAGAGAAAAUUCGUCAGGGCAAAGUCUGGAUGGCCCCCUCCAGCUGGCUUAUAGACUGUGUCAUGUCAUUUCAGCUCCUGCCUGUAAAAUGAAGAUCAGUCGCUCAUGAGCAAGGCUUUUAAAAUGUGGUGAAUCUUGAGCAGUCGGAACACUCUGGUAAACGCUGGUCUGAAGCUAUGAUUUAUGUUUUGCACUUAGGAGAGCUUUGACCGUUUAAAUGAGUUAUAAGAUCACUGAUACGCUGGCAUAAAUGAACAUACAAUGGAGGAGAGAGAUACAUAUACUGCAUUGAAAAAUAUGCCUUGGGUUAUUUAGUAGGCUUUAUUUUUGCCUUUGACUUAACUGUAAUAAUCACUGACAUUUUGUAACUAAGAUUUUUGCAAAACGAAACCUUUUGUAUUCUUGAUUUAAACCAGCCCUUUCUGGGUGAUAGAGCGUGACCCUGUUUCUUUUGUGUUUAGUACCCAUUGACAAGGAUCUACUGUAUGUGUCAAGAUUUCCCAGCCAGGCCAGCUAUUGUAUUUUUUUUAAAAAAGGACUCUCUGGAUUUGAAUGUAGUCAUUUGCCUGUGUAGACAUCUCUUCUGUCAGAUGACGUGUGAUGUUUCUUAUAACUUUGUACAACUGAAUUUUGCAGGAAAUUCUUGGCAUGCGAUAAGCCUUGUAGAAAUUAGAGUAGAACUAAUGGCCUGAAUUAAUUUGAAAACAGACAAUUCUGAAAAGUCUAUCUUUAAAAAUCUCGGUCUAAAAUUCCUUAUUUGUAACAAGAGUAAUCCUUUAUUCACUUCUGUCCUUUCAUGCUUGUAAAUGUGUAACUCGAAUUCGAUUCUAUUUUCUAAAGGUUUUUAAGCAUCAGGAUCCUUAUUAAAUUAUUAUAUAAAAAAAUUUGUCUGUAAAUGCAGAUGGUUGCUAUCAUGGUUACUUUAAUGAAAAAAAAUUAAUCAUGUCAAAAGAAUGAUGCCUCCCUUUGCACAAUUGUACUUAAACUUAGCCCGCUGCAUUGGAGCAAUACUGGAGCUUUCAUAUUUGUUACAAAAUUUCUUAUAACUGAUCAUAAGUUAUUGUCAGACUCUUACUUCCUCACUCUGUGCUCCUAUGUCAUGCGUUGCAUCUUUUGUGUUGCCGCAGUUCGUGAAUUCAUAAUUUAAAAAUGGUGUCUCAAAUAAUGUACAAUGAGAAUGAUGGCUGUGGGAUAAAACAAAGUUUCUCGUGUUUGUUUUUGUAUUGCUUGUAAUAAUAAAACUUUUGGUGCCGGUAAGUUGGGAGUAUCUUAUUGCAUGAGCUUAGCUGCAGAAUAACUAUAUAGUCCAUAUGUAUCUCAGCAGGUAAAUGGAAAUUUAAGUACUUUUCUGUGAACUCGAUCCAGCUGUGAAGGUAGCAUAUUGCUCUGCAAGAGCAGCUCUUCAGUGCAGGAGAGUUGUUUUCUGUAACCAUUGCCACCGGAGAUCUUAUGCCAAUUUUCAAUGUGCUCUAUAGAACUCUCUCAGGCAUAAAGCUCUAUAGUUGGAACUAGACACUUGAGGUAUAACAGGUGGAGUUUUCAAUAGCAUCUACUAGACUUCUGUAGCUGGAGUAUCUUGAUCUAUCACUUAAACUAGACUGAAUCAUUGCUCUUCACUAAAGGCGUUUCUCAAGUAC